Messenger RNA from Hippopotamus amphibius kiboko, 1551 nucleotides. It is a transcript of the gene RBPJL, whose product is annotated as recombination signal binding protein for immunoglobulin kappa J region like. Gene Ontology annotation, molecular function: RNA polymerase II cis-regulatory region sequence-specific DNA binding; DNA-binding transcription activator activity, RNA polymerase II-specific. The record is from RefSeq and is a predicted model, not a curated record. Lineage: Eukaryota; Metazoa; Chordata; Mammalia; Artiodactyla; Hippopotamidae. The transcript has 12 exons. Gene Ontology annotation, cellular component: nucleus. Gene Ontology annotation, biological process: regulation of transcription by RNA polymerase II. Bases 1 to 1551 code for a protein of 516 amino acids.
AUGGACCUUGUGGGGGCAGACCCCUCAGCGCCCCCGGGCCCUUUGACUCACCUGAACCUGCUGGACAGCUCGGAGGCGCGGCCGCAGAGCGGAGCCGACGGGCGGAGCCUCCCGGGCAGUUGGACCAGGUCAUCCCCAGAGCCCGCCGCGGUCCUGAGGGAAGGCGUGCGCCGGUGCCUGCAGCAACAGUGCGAGCAGACGGUGCGGAUCCUGCACGCCAAGGUGGCCCAGAAAUCAUACGGAAACGAGAAGCGGUUCUUCUGCCCCCCGCCCUGUGUGUACCUCGCAGGUCCCGGCUGGAGGAUGAAGCCAGUGCAGGGCCAAGCCCACCAGGCAGGGGAGACCGGGCCCUUGGUCUGUGGUUACAUGGGUCUGGACGGUGCAUCUGGCAGCGCCGCCGAGACGCAGAAGCUGAAUUUCGAAGAGCAGCCGGACUCCAGGGAAUUCGGUUGUGCCAAGACCCUGUACAUCUCGGACGCAGACAAGAGGAAGCACUUCCGACUGGUGCUGCGGCUGGUGCUCCGAGGGGGCCGGGAGCUCGGCACUUUCCACAGCCGUCUCAUCAAGGUCAUCUCCAAGCCUUCACAGAAGAAGCAGUCGCUGAAAAACACCGACCUGUGCAUAUCCUCGGGCUCAAAGGUCUCCCUCUUCAACCGCCUGCGCUCACAGACGGUCUCCACACGCUACCUCUCUGUGGAGGAUGGGGACUUCGUAGCCAGCGCGCGCCAGUGGGCUGCCUUCACUCUCCACCUGGCUGAUGAACACUGUUCCCAGGGGGACUUCCCGCCUCGAGAGGGCUAUGUCCGCUACGGCUCCCUGGUGCAGCUGGUCUGCACGGUCACGGGCAUCACACUACCUCCGAUGAUCAUCCGCAAAGUAGCCAAACAGUGUGCACUCCUCGACGUGGAUGAGCCCAUCUCCCAGCUGCACAAGUGUGCAUUCCAGUUUCCGGGUGGCCCUCCAGGAGGGGGUGGCACCUACUUAUGUCUCGCCACAGAGAAGGUGGUGCAGUUUCAGGCCUCCCCCUGCCCGAAGGAGGCGAACAGGGCGCUGCUCAACGACAGCUCUUGCUGGACCAUCAUCGGCACCGAGUCGGUGGAAUUCUCCUUCAGCACCAGCCUGGCGUGUACCCGGGAGCCGGUCACUCCGGUGCCCCUCAUCAGCACCCUCGAGCUGAGUGGCGGGGGCGAUGUGGCUACCCUGGAGCUCCACGGUGAAAACUUACACGCGGGGCUCAAGGUUUGGUUCGGGGAUGUGGAGGCCGAAACCAUGUACAGGAGCCCGCGGUCCUUGGUGUGCGUGGUACCCGACGUGGCCGCCUUCGGCAGCGACUGGCGCUGGCUGCGCACACCCAUCACAGUGCCCGUGAGCCUCGUGCGCGCCGACGGCCUCUUCUACCCCAGCGCCUUCUCCUUCACCUACACCCCUGAGUACAGCGUGCGGUCCCGGCCCCUGGGAGCCCCCAUGGCCGCCGCCGACGCUGAUGCGCUCCUGGAGAGCAUUCAUCACGAGUUUACGCGCACCAACUUCCACCUCUUCAUCCAGACGUAG